Messenger RNA from Trichoderma virens Gv29-8, 1794 nucleotides. RefSeq lists its product as uncharacterized. Gene Ontology annotation, molecular function: zinc ion binding; transcription coregulator activity. The transcript is spliced from 2 exons. Gene Ontology annotation, cellular component: nuclear chromosome; RSC-type complex; nucleus. The coding region runs from base 1 to 1794 and encodes 597 amino acids. Gene Ontology annotation, biological process: chromatin remodeling; regulation of transcription by RNA polymerase II. The record is from RefSeq and is a predicted model, not a curated record. NCBI's taxonomy places the organism in Eukaryota, Fungi, Ascomycota, Sordariomycetes, Hypocreales, Hypocreaceae.
AUGGAGCGAUCAAAACCCCAGGCUUUCCUGUCGUCGUAUGCGCCGCGGCUGCGCACCUACAACAACUCUCUCUUAACUCCCGUCCUACCGAGUGCGCCAUCAGGGCCUGUUUCGCGAACAACAAAGCGAGGAACCACCAUUAUCAAUUACGCCGAGGAUGGUUAUGAUGACCUGGAUGACGAUAGCGACGAUACCAGGCGUCGGCCCACGGGCUUGCGAAGCCUGCGCAAGGAGGACUCGGCCACCAGGCAGGACAUGGCUGACAAGGUGGGAAAGGAAAUCAAGGAACCCGUCGAUGUCCAGGGCAUAUGGCGAGACUGGAUGGGCAAGAGCCGGUCUGUCAGGAGCGACCAGCAGAAUGCCGCUCAGGCAAACCUCCCAUUGACCCUGAUACCCAUACGAAUCGACCUGGACAUCCCGUCCUUCAUCCCGCCCGCGCCGUUCCCGGCCCCGAAUCCCAAUUCGGUCGACAUCUCCCUUCCCCAAUACCGACCGCAGGAGAUGACUGUUCCUUACAAGCUGCGAGAUAUCUUCUGCUGGAACCUGCACGAGACGCUCAUCACAACGGACCAGUUUGCGCAGACACUGGCGCAAGACCUGGACCUGCCUAACAGGCCUGCUGUCAUUGCAGAGAUUAGCAAGCAGAUUCGCACGCAGCUGGAAGAGUAUGCCGGUGUUGCUCUCCACCCACUCUUCCAUUCUGAGCCGUCCGCUGCAGCACCACCACCGCCCAUCCAAGGAGGGGCGGCGACCAUUGCUGGGGGGAGUGUCACAGCAGCCGGAACCCCGAGGCCCAGCAUAUUCAAAUCCCGAGACGACUCCCCGGCUUCAUUUGCGAGAGGCGUGUCCCGGCCCGAAACUCCUGUGCAAACCGGGGGCCAGGCAACACCAACACCGCAACCGCCGGCAUCUCAGGCUCCUGAGGUCACUGCUGAAGCAACACCCAUCCUGCCUGAUUCUGACGAGUAUAACCCUGACGAUACGUAUCGAUGCAUCAUCAACCUGAGUCUUAACCUUUCAUCCAUGCUAUACACAGACAAGUUUGAGUGGUCGCUUCUCCACCCUCCAGGCACAGCUGAAGCUUUCGCAAAGGCGACAUGUGCCGAUUUAGGAUUGGCGGGUGAAUGGGUUCCAGCAAUGACACACGCCAUCUACGAGGCAGUCCUUCGUCUAAAGAAGGAAGCCUGCGAAGCUGGCGGCCUUGUUGGAGGUUGGGGUGGAGCACAGCAGGAGCUGCCAAACGAUGCCGCACAUGGCCAGGAAGCUGGCUGGAGAUACGACCCGGAUCACUUGGCUGAUGACUGGGAGCCCAAGGUCGAGUUUCUCAGCAAGGAAGAGAUGGAGAAGCGAGAGGGCGACCGUGAGCGACAGAUCCGCCGACUGCGGCGUGAAACAGCGCGAUUCAGCUCGACGACUGGCAUGCUGGGCGGUACACCGUUCGGCCUGGGCGUGGUUGUCGAUGCUGAGGAGGAGAGGAUGGGUAGAGGUGAACGAUCCAAGAAGAAGCGGCGCUUCCGAAGUCUGAGUCCUCUCGCCCGUGGCGGAACUCCCCUGGGGCGACUCACGCCAGACGUCGGCGGUUACGGUGGAGGAGUAGGAGCCUUGACGGACAUGGAGCGAAUGACAUGGCGAUGCUCGCACUGCCGUACGUGGGGUACGAGCGUCUGGGCAGUCCGAGAUGGUCCUGCUGGGCCCAAGUCCCUGUGCGCCAACUGCGGCUACUUUUACGAACGAGAUCGCAGGCUGCCUCGCCAAACCAAAAAUCUGCACCUGCAAGACAUUCGAGCGGUCUAG